CAGUUUCCACAGAGCACACACACACUGCUGCAUUUUACUGGGGGCGAAGCGGAUAUUUUGGAGGCAAAGUUAUCGGUGCCGAAGUGGGAACCUUUCCGAGCCGAAGCCGAAGGACCGGGAUCUUUUGAAGGCGGCCAUCGGAUACGCACACGCCGCGCAAUCGCCGAGGAAACGGGGAGUUUUUAUUCGCACAUCUGAAAUGCGCUCCAGUCCGCCGUGCGCUCUCCGCCACUGACAGCGUCUGCAGCCUGCUUCAAGAUGGCGGCUCUACUCCUAUUCAUUUUCUGCUGAUCGCCUCCCAACUUUCAUUGUCUAUUCGCCUCAAUACCCACCGAUUCCCAGCCGAGCCUUCAGGGAUUGUUGAUCCUUCCUCUCAACAUGCAUCGGACGACUAGGAUAAAGAUUACAGAGCUCAACCCUCACCUCAUGUGCGUCCUGUGUGGAGGAUACUUCAUAGACGCAACCACCAUCAUCGAAUGUCUUCAUUCAUUCUGCAAGAUGUGCAUUGUGCGCUAUCUGGAAACCAGCAAAUACUGUCCCAUCUGUGAUGUACAAGUGCAUAAAACCAAACCGCUGCUCAACAUUAGGUCUGACAAAACUUUACAGGACAUUGUGUACAAACUGGUGCCUGGUCUCUUCAAAAAUGAAAUGAAGAGGAGAAGAGACUUUUAUGCAGAGCACCCUGUAGAUGCGUCUAAUGGAACAAAUGAGGAUCGUGGUGAGGUGGCAGACGAGGACAAAAGAAUUAUCACAGACGACGAGAUCAUCAGCCUCUCUAUAGAGUUCUUUGAUCAAAGCAGACUAGGAGGAGCAGUGGAAGACAAACAGUCGAAAGAUCAGGUGGCUAAUAAGAGGUACCUGCAGUGUCCAGCAGCCAUGACAGUCAUGCAUCUGAGGAAGUUUCUGCGCAGCAAAAUGGACAUCCCAAACACCUACCAGGUUGAAGUCAUGUAUGAAGAUGAGCCUCUGAAAGAUUACUACACGCUAAUGGAUAUAGCAUAUAUCUAUACUUGGAGAAGGAUUUUUUUUGCCCCUCUGCAGAACGGCCCGUUGCCGCUGAAGUACAGAGUCCGACCCAACUGUAAGAAGAUGAAGGUUGGCCACUCGCAGCAGGAAGGGCAGAACAGCGCGAGCAGAUCCGGUCCGGAGAGCGACUCAGCCAGCGACAAAGCCGGGAGUCCAGCCGGGGCUCCGUCCACGUCCUCGUCUCUGCCGAGCCCCGGCACACCUGCGCAGUCCCCGCACCCACAGCACUCACACGGCAACAACAACAAUAACAACGUCAACGGAACUUCCACCGCCACAGCUCCGAGCCCCGGCCGACCUUUCACCCAGUUCUGCGGCGGCAGCGGCGGCAAACCUCGGAAGGUUUCUCUGAACGGCUCGUCGACUUCAUCCGGAUGACGCGGGGCUCCGUGCCGUGCCGGACCGGACCAGCCAACGCCAGACACCCGCUCAGCUAUUACUGUUUUCAUGCCAACGUAGUUCCAUUGUGUAGACAAAUGUUCUCUCUUUCUCUCUCUCCAUUUGUUGUUCUCAAUAUUAUGGCAUCAUUUGUAAGUUUAAACGUAGUGGAAUCGGAGACAUUUCAAAAUAAAAGGAACAAAGAAAGAUGGCUUGGGAAUUUUAAUAAGAAAACGGAGAUGUUGGGGGAGAGGGGGGAGUUUGGAAGGAUGGAGAUGGACAAACAUAUAUGCCCCCCCCCCCCCCCCC
Messenger RNA from Archocentrus centrarchus (flier cichlid), 1713 nucleotides. RefSeq names its product bmi1 polycomb ring finger oncogene 1a (gene bmi1a). Gene Ontology annotation, biological process: negative regulation of transcription by RNA polymerase II. The record is from RefSeq and is a predicted model, not a curated record. The transcript is spliced from 10 exons. NCBI's taxonomy places the organism in Eukaryota, Metazoa, Chordata, Actinopteri, Cichliformes, Cichlidae. Gene Ontology annotation, cellular component: PRC1 complex. Gene Ontology annotation, molecular function: promoter-specific chromatin binding. The coding region runs from base 379 to 1404 and encodes 341 amino acids.